AUGACAUACGCGCAUGAGCACAAUCCGGCCCAAUCCCCUCUUGGUAUCCUCUUCGUCACGCAGGUAGGUCGCUGCCGUAUCCAGGCUCACAGGCUCUCUUUCCCAUGGCGGACCCAGCAACAAAAAGCAUGUUGCUUUCCAGCAGUCAUGCCGGCCGGCUCGGGCAAGCGCUUCGCGCGAAGCAUUCCCAGUCUUCACAUUGGCAAGCCUUGGUACAGGCCAACUGGCAUGCAGGCAUUGGCGGUUGUCAGCGCGCCAAUCAACGACAGAAUAGGCGAGGCUGCCAUCCCCAGACCAGAAGAAAAAUGGGCCGUGAAAGAGUCCACAAAGGCGGCCAGGCCUGAUUAG
Messenger RNA from Protopolystoma xenopodis, 348 nucleotides. Lineage: Eukaryota; Metazoa; Platyhelminthes; Monogenea; Polystomatidea; Polystomatidae. The record is from the annotation of a GenBank genome assembly.